UUCUUUUUAGUUGCCUGGAGAACAUGGAUCUCCCAGACCUCAACUACACCCCACCUGCAGAAGAUGAAGAUGAAAUGGACGAAGAUGUAAGAGAUGAGAUGGACGAAGAUGUAGGAGAUGCAAUUGUUCAAGGUGUUGAGCAAGCAGUUCAGAAAAGGGAUAUCCUAGAUGACAAGAAAAGAUAUGCUGCUUAUGUUGCAAUGCAUACAUUGUGCAUGAGUAGAGGGGGAAAGUUUAAGAGAGAUGACAAGAAAAAUAUUGCUGAUUUCUUUGGAGUGGGUGUCUGGAAUAUACAAAGGAUUUGGAAGAAAGCGAUGGAGCAAAUUGCUGAAGGUCUAGACGUAGAUGUUUCAGGUCAGAGGAAAGGAAAUUGUGGAAGAAAGCCGAAAGACAUCAAUCUAGAGCAAAUCCCUACCAUCCCACUAAACAGGAGGUCUACUAUCAGGUCACUUGCCUGGCAACUCGGGUGCAGCCCUACGACACUCCACCGGAAGUUCAUGCUCAAGUUGAUAAAGAGGCAUACAAAUUGUUUGAAGCCAGCUCUAAAUGAAAAGAACAAGAAGGAUAGAAUGAAAUUUUGCUUGUCAAUGCUCGAUGAGACAACAACACAAACUGAAAGGCCAAAAUUCAAGACCAUGCACAACAUUAUUCAUAUCGAUGAGAAAUGGUUCUAUAUGACCAAGAGAAAAAGGAACUAUUAUCUGUUGUAUGGGGAGGAAGAGCCUACAAGAACUCUGCAAAACGGCAGUUGUAUUGGAAAGGUUAUGUUCUUGACAGCGAUUGCUAGGCCGAGGUGGGAUAAUGAAGGAAAUGUGACCUUCUCUGGAAAACUUGGAAUUUGGCCGUUUGUGAAAGAAGUUCCGGCUCAAAGGAGAAGCGACAACAGGCCCAGAGGAACAUUGGAGACAAAGUCAAUAAAAGUCAACAGGCAAGUAAUGAGAGAGUUCAUGAUAGAGAACCUGCUGCCAGCAAUACAAGCAUCUUGGCCUGAGAAUGAUGCUGGGCAAACCAUCUAUAUACAGCAAGACAACGCUAAGCCUCAUAUCUUGCCUAAUGACCCAGAAUUUUUAGCAGCCGUGGAAAGAACUGGACUCGAUAUCAGACUAAUCCAACAACCUGCCAAUAGCCCUGAUCUGAAUGGCCUUGACCUUGGGUUCUUCAGCUCGUUGCAAUCUCUAACAGAUUGUUUAAGCCCUAGAACGCUUCAGGAUCUUAUCAAGGGUGUGCUAGAUGAAUUUGAAAACUAUGAUGUUUACAAGCUGAACAGAGUUUUCCUAUCUCUACAAGCUUGCAUGAUUGAAAUCUUGAACCAUGCAGGGGGCAAUGGGUAUAAAAUACCCCAUGCAAACAAGGAAAGGCUAGAGAACUUUGGGAUGCUACCUCCAAGACUUACAUGCCCUCAAGAGGUAUAUGCAAAUGCCCUGCACAAUCUUGGGAUAAUGGAGAGAGUUGCUUGUUGAGUUGCUUGUCGAGAUGCUAGUUCAGAUGCUUGAGGAGAUGCUU
Triticum aestivum (bread wheat) is the source of this 1503-nucleotide messenger RNA. RefSeq lists its product as uncharacterized. The transcript has 2 exons. Bases 24 to 1460 code for a protein of 478 amino acids. The record is from RefSeq and is a predicted model, not a curated record. Gene Ontology annotation, molecular function: nucleic acid binding. NCBI's taxonomy places the organism in Eukaryota, Viridiplantae, Streptophyta, Magnoliopsida, Poales, Poaceae.